Molecule: messenger RNA, 7156 nt
Organism: Apus apus (common swift)
Lineage: Eukaryota; Metazoa; Chordata; Aves; Apodiformes; Apodidae
Gene: USP32
Product: ubiquitin specific peptidase 32
Exons: 34
Coding region: 83-4951 (1622 amino acids)
Biological process (GO): protein deubiquitination
Cellular component (GO): Golgi apparatus
Molecular function (GO): calcium ion binding; cysteine-type deubiquitinase activity
Source: RefSeq, a predicted model, not a curated record
CCCAGCCGCCAGCGGCGCAGCCCGGGCUCCGCGGGGCCCAGCCGGCCGGCGGGGGAGGCCAUGGACUGAGCCAGGGGGCACCAUGGGCGCCAAGGAGUCCCGCAUCGGGUUCCUCAGCUACGACGAAGCCCUGCGAAGGGUUACAGACAUAGAGCUAAAGCGACUGAAAGAUGCUUUCAAGAGAACUUGUGGACUCUCCUAUUACAUGACUCAACAGUGCUUCAUCAGGGAAGUUCUGGGUGAUGGAGUCCCUCCAAAAGUUGCUGAGGUUAUCUACUGUUCAUUUGGAGGAAUAUCCAAAGGGCUGCACUUCAAUAACUUGAUAGUUGGAUUAGUUCUACUUACAAGAGGCAAAGAGGAAGAGAAAGCAAAAUACAUUUUCAGUCUCUUUUCUAACGAAUCUGGGAGUUAUGUUGUCCGUGAAGAGAUGGAGAAGAUGCUCUAUGUGGUUGAUGGGAAAGUCCCAGAGUCACUCAAGAAAUGUUUCUCUGAGGGUGAAAAGGUAAACUAUGAGAAGUUCAGGGUUUGGCUCUUGCACAACAAAGAUGCUUUCACGUUUUCCCGUUGGCUGCUCUCUGGAGGGGUGUACGUGACACUGACUGAUGACAGUGAUACCCCUACCUUCUAUCAGACCCUGGCUGGAGUCACACACUUGGAAGAAUCAGACAUCAUUGAUCUCGAAAAACGAUACUGGCUGCUAAAAGCUCAAUCAAGAACUGGACGUUUUGAUCUAGAAACAUUUGCCCCCUUAGUUUCCCCUCCUAUUCAUCCAUCUUUGAGUGAAGGUUUGUUUAAUGCUUUUGAUGAAAACAGAGACAAUCACAUAGAUUUUAAAGAAAUUUCCUGUGGUCUCUCAGCAUGUUGCAGGGGACCCUUGGCAGAAAGACAGAAGUUUUGCUUCAAGGUUUUUGACAUUGACCGGGAUGGUGUCUUGUCUCGCAUUGAGCUUAAGGAGAUGGUGGUUGCACUUUUAGAGGUCUGGAAAGACAACCGUACUGAUAAAUUACCUGAAUUGGACAUGGAUUUGUCUGAAAUUGUAGAAGAUAUUUUGAAUAUACAUGAUACAACAAAGCUUGGACACCUCACUCUGGAGGAUUACCAGAUAUGGAGUGUGAAGAGUGCACUCGCCAACGAAUUUUUAAAUCUACUCUUUCAGGUGUGUCAUAUAGUUUUGGGGCUGCGACCUGCCACUCCAGAAGAGGAAGGACAGAUUAUUAGAGGCUGGUUAGAAAGAGAGAGCAGGUAUGGCCUUCAGCCAGGACACAAUUGGUUUCUUAUUGCAAUGCCAUGGUGGCACCAGUGGAAAGAAUAUGUCAAAUAUGAUGCAAACCCUGUUGUGAUAGAGCCUUCAUCUGUCUUGAGUGGAGGUAAGAAUUCACUCAUAGCUGCUGCAGCCAAUACUUCAGAACAGGGAGAAGACAAAAUGGGAGGUCUUAAUGACUUCAGUGCAACAGAAGAAAAGUUUUCAGAUAAUAUUUCUACUGCAUCAGAAGCCUCAGAGACUACUAGCAGCAAUUCUCUUUACCCUGGCACACCAGGGACUGAUGUAGGUUUUGCUAGGCAGCAUAAUACAUCAGACAAUAAUAACCAGUGUUUCCUUGGAAGCAAUGGGAAUACUUUGCUACAACUUAAUCCUCAGAAACCAGGAGCUAUUGAUAACCAACCCCUAGUAACACAAGAACCAGUGAAGGCUGCAUCAUUAACAAUGGAGGGGGGACGAUUGAAGCGAUCUCCACAACUGAUUGAAGGAAAGGACUAUGUAAUGGUACCAGAACCAGUUUGGAGAGCACUUUACCAUUGGUAUGGAGCAAAUCUGUCCUUGCCCAGGCCGGUGAUCAAAAACAGCAAAACAAAUGUGCCUGAGCUAGAGUUAUUUCCUCGCUACUUGCUCUUCCUGAGGCAGCAGCCGGCCACCCGCACGCAGCAGUCCAACAUCUGGGUGAAUAUGGGUAUGAUGAGCCUGAGAAUGUUUCCUCAGCAUUUACCUAGAGGGAAUGUACCUUCACCAAAUGCUCCUUUAAAAAGAGUGCUGGCCUACACUGGCUGCUUCAGUCGGAUGCAAACAAUUAAAGAGAUUCAUGAGUAUCUCUCCCAGAGGCUGCGUAUAAAAGAAGAGGAUAUGCGCCUCUGGCUGUACAACAGUGAGAACUAUCUUACUUUGCUGGAUGAUGAAGAUCACAGACUGGAGUAUCUUAAAAUCCAAGAUGAGCAGCAUUUGGUAAUAGAAGUUCGAAACAAAGACAUGAGCUGGCCAGAAGAGAUGUCUUUUAUAGCAAACAGCAGUAAAAUAGACAGACACAAAGUUCCUACUGAAAAGGGUGCUACUGGAUUAAGCAAUCUGGGUAACACAUGCUUCAUGAACUCCAGUAUCCAGUGUGUCAGUAAUACACAACCUCUAACACGGUAUUUCAUCUCAGGAAGACAUCUUUAUGAACUUAACAGGACAAAUCCAAUAGGAAUGAAAGGACACAUGGCCAAGUGCUAUGGGGAUUUGGUUCAGGAGCUGUGGAGUGGAACUCAGAAGAACAUAGCACCGUUAAAGCUGCGGUGGACAAUAGCAAAAUAUGCUCCAAGGUUUAAUGGCUUUCAACAGCAAGACUCACAGGAGCUGCUGGCUUUUCUUCUGGAUGGUCUUCAUGAGGAUUUGAACAGAGUUCAUGAUAAGCCAUAUGUUGAAUUGAAAGACAGUGAUGGUCGACCAGACUGGGAAGUAGCAGCAGAGGCCUGGGAAAACCAUCUGAGAAGAAACAGAUCCAUUGUUGUAGAUUUAUUUCAUGGGCAGCUGAAGUCACAAGUAAAAUGUAAAACUUGUGGACAUAUAAGUGUUAGAUUUGACCCUUUUAAUUUUUUAUCCUUGCCUUUGCCAAUGGAUAGCUACAUGCACCUAGAAAUUACAGUAAUUAAAUUAGAUGGUACUACACCUGUUCGAUAUGGUCUGAGAUUGAACAUGGAUGAAAAGUAUACAGGUUUGAAAAAACAGUUGAGUGAACUCUGUGGGCUAAAACCAGAACAGAUUCUACUUGCAGAAGUGCAUAGCUCCAAUAUAAAGAACUUUCCUCAAGACAACCAGAAGGUCCGGUUAUCAGUCAGUGGGUUUUUGUGUGCAUUUGAAAUACCAAUUCCAGGAUCUCCUACAUCAGUAUCAAGUCCUGUGCAGACAGGUGUCUCAACUGGGCCAUCAGCUAAUGGAACACCCAACAUAAUGAUGAAUGGGAACCUUCCUAAACCAACCCUAAUUCCAAAUGGGAUGCCAAAUACUGUAGUGCCAUGUGGAACAGAACGUAACCUUGCCAACUGCACUCCCAACGGUCACGUGCCCUUGCUUUCCGACAGCCCCUGCACAGGGUAUAUAAUUGCAGUCCACAGAAAAAUGAUGCGGACAGAAUUAUAUUUUCUUUCAUCUCAGAAGAAUCGUCCCAGUCUCUUUGGAAUGCCACUCAUUGUUCCUUGCACAGUUCACACACGGAAAAAAGACCUGUAUGAUGCAGUGUGGAUCCAGGUUUCCAGGCUUGCCAGCCCUCUUCCCCCUCAGGAAGCCAGUAACCAUGCUCAGGACUGUGAUGAUAGCAUGGGAUAUCAGUAUCCAUUCACCCUACGGGUAGUUCAGAAGGAUGGGAAUUCUUGUGCUUGGUGUCCAUGGUACAGAUUUUGCCGGGGCUGUAAAAUUGAGUGCUCAGAAGACAGAGCUUGUGUUGGGAACGCGUACAUUGCUGUGGACUGGGAUCCCACCGCGCUGCACCUGCGCUACCAGACCUCGCAGGAACGGAUUGUAGAAGAACAUGAAAGUGUUGAACAAAGCCGACGAGCUCAAGCAGAGCCCAUCAAUCUGGAUAGUUGUCUUAGAGCCUUCACCAGUGAGGAAGAGCUGGGGGAGGAUGAGAUGUACUACUGUUCCAAAUGCAAGACACACUGUUUGGCCACCAAAAAACUGGAUCUUUGGAGACUUCCCCCUAUUUUGAUCAUUCACCUGAAAAGAUUUCAAUUUGUAAAUGGCAGAUGGAUAAAGUCUCAGAAAAUUGUUAAAUUUCCCAGAGAAAACUUUGACCCAAGUGCCUUUUUGGUACAAAGGGAUCCCUGUCAUUUUCAAAGAAAGCAGCUAUCACUCCAGGUUGACAGCCUUCCUGAGCCACGGACUCCCCAAGGGGAGUCUAGGAAAACAGAUCUGCAGAACACAUACACACCAGGAGAAGGAGAAACACUGAACAGAAGUCCAUCCUCCCUCAACAAUACUGUCUUGAAUAAUAUCAAAGCAUCUCCAUCUUUGGGGAGGAAGAGUGGAGCCAGCUGUCCUUCAAGCAAAAACAGUAGCCCAAAUAAUAGCCCAAGGACUUUAGGAAGGGGUAAAGGGCGUCUGCGACUACCACAGCUGGGUAAAAACAAACUGUCAAGUAGCAAAGAAAAUUUGGAUGCGAGUAAAGAGAAUGGUACUGACCAGGAACAGAGAUUUACUUCUGAUCAAGGUGAUACUCUCACUCGAGGGCAGAUUUUGGGUGGUAGCCAGAGUGAACUGUAUAGUGCUCAGGACAACGAGACGACCUUAGCCAACGGAUACAUCUGUGAGCAGAAUGCAUAUAGUAAUGGCAGUAUCAACGGCCAGAUUGAUAACCACAGUGAGGAUGAUAUUACAGAUGACCAAAGAGAAGAAGUAUGUGUUAACCCUAUUUACAAUCUAUAUGCAAUUUCGUGCCAUUCAGGAAUUAUGGGAGGGGGUCAUUAUGUCACUUACGCCAAAAACCCGAACAACAAGUGGUACUGCUACAAUGACAGUAGCUGUAAGGAAUUGCAUCCCGAUGAAAUCGACACUGACUCUGCCUACAUUCUUUUCUACGAGCAGCAGGGGGUGGACUAUGCACAAUUUCUGCCAAAGAUAGAUGGCAAAAAGAUGGCAGACACGAGCAGCAUGGAUGAAGAUUUUGAGUCAGAUUAUAAGAAGUACUGUGUUUUACAGUAAGCAGGUGAUCUCCUGGGGACUGGUUUGAGAAUGAGGGGUAACAUCCUGAAACUUACAUUUGGCAAAAAUGUUACUGAAACAGAUAACCUAAGUGUAGUUAUUGUACCCUGUGAUCUGAAAGCACAAAAAGAAAACCCUAAUUAAAUAGCAGUUAAUAUAAAGAUAGUAUUGUUUUGUUCUGUUAUCUCACUACAUGCUCUAAACGUUUCUGAUGUUAGACAUCAGGCUGAGACUGCCAUUGGCCUUUAAACAAAAUGGUUUAAGAAAAGCCAACCAGGACCAAAUAAGAGCUAAAUUCAGUAGUCCAAAUAAGAGCUAAAAAAGUUGUGUUGAGUUUACCAACUGUUCCAACAAACCCCUAAGGCUCUCUUUAGGUUUAAGAUAAUGGGGGAAAAAAAAAAUUGUAGUGUUGUCUUCAGACAACAUGAUAUUGCUACCUCCUUUUUCCUGCAGUUUUAUUGCAUUUUAUUGGCAAAACAGGGAAAGCAAGAGAAUGAAAAGUGCACAAAUUUAAAGAAUGAAGAUCAAGUAAAAGACGUUUCCAGUUUUGCCACCACUAGUGUGUGUCAGUUGCUUUCUUUCUGUAUGUUGGGAGCACAACCAAAUCAUAAUUUGAGAAGAGAUUAUUUUCUACACUUGAAUGGUUUAUUAUAAUUGUGUUUUCUCCACGUGUUGGCUGUGCGGAUCAACGUGUUUCAGGAAUGGCUUUUCUGCCUGGAGAGCGUGGUCUCAAACUUUUGAGAUGCCUCAAGAAGAAACUUCAGGUUGAAGAGAGUAGUUGUGAUUACACGCAUGGUGUCUUAAACUGUGCACAUUGCACAAAAUGUUCCCAGCUUUUGGAAGGAAAGGUGCUUGAGCUUAUGUUUCAUGACUGAUGUUGCUUUUAAAUUUGCACUUUUAAAAUUUCGUAUGAUUAAAUUCAAAAGCAUACUUUGUUUUUGUUGUUGUAAGGACUCUGGAGUGAGUGGCUGUGAAUUAUCCACUGUGUAUUUCAAACAAAUAGGAAGCUGUGCUGUCAGGUAGCUGUUAUAGCAUUCAUGGAUGGAUUGGGGUUUUUUUGUUGGUUUCAUGAUUUAAUGGAGUUUCUUUAUUUCAAAAUUUGGUUGCCUUUUAAAAUUAUCUUUUUUGCAAGAGGUUAUAUGUACACUUGCAAUUAAACCAGAAUUGCUUUCCUUGCCCUUGCAACAUGUCUUUCAAGUCAGUGGGCUUAUUGCAUGAAGGAGAGCAUGACUGAGUCUUAGCAGAGACUGGAAAAGAAGAUUGUUAUUUUUUGAGCAGGCAUUUCUUUAUAAACAUUUUCAGUGUUAAAUUGUUUGCAUAUCUGAAUGAAGGUAAAAGUUUCAUUCUUUUGGCCUUUCGUUCUUCAGCUGAGUCUAAGGCACUUGCUAAUUUUGUCAUAUGUCACCUUCCAAAUUCUUUAGAUUUUGUAUCUUCACUAACAAAAUUGAUACUUAGACCCUUGAUCUCCGAAAUAACUGUUUGGAUUAAUUUUAAUGCCAAACAUACUAGUAACUUUAUAAUUUCCAAUAACAUCUGAUCCAUUUAAGAAAAUGCAUCAGCUGAUCUUGCUGUCUUUACUCAGGCAAAACCCUCCCUGCCUUUGUUGGAGGUCGUGCCUCUUGAGGACAGCAGCUUGGUUCCAAAAUAAGUAUUGUCUUACUUGUGAAGUGUUGCUUCCUAUCCUAUAUGGUCUUUUAUCUUUAAAUUGGUCUAAACAUUGAGACUGAAGAAAAGCAAACAUGGCUUGUGAAUUUCUAGGUUAGAAGCAUUUUCAAUUCCCAUUUGUCUACUCCUCCCUCCCUACGCAAACUCCAUGAAAAGUGAAAGAUUUUCAACUGAUUUACUUUAAAAUGUUUUAUUUAAGCAGGUAGCACAAUCUACUAAUGUUAUUUGAUCUUCUGUGUUUGUUACGUUGGUUGUAAUUAAUUUUUUUAAAUUAAAUAAAUUCAUGAAUUAGUAGUAAAUUUAUUAAGUUAACUAUUAACUACAUUCACAUUGUAAAUUAUUGUAUAAAACUUAUUGACAAUGCACUGACUUUAGAAAGAUGUUAAUGUACAUAAAUACCUUGUAAAUAAAAUAGUGUUGAUGUACUGGAAUAUGAGCUGUAUUAAAAAAGGUAUCGGUAAUUGUAUAUGGAGUGAACCUGUUUAUCUGUAACUAUAUUAUUCAAACAAAUUAAAUACUGUGGAUGCAGAUCAAGUGUCA